GCGUAAGUGGUAGAAGGUCCACUGAGGCGCCGGGCAUGUUCAAACAUAUCCAGGCGGACCAGUUUACCAAUCUCCACGGCAUGUUGUCAUUACGCACGGAUUAGGAUUUAUAUGCAGCCUGAAUGAGCCCUUGAAUCGGAUAUUAUUUGUUGUAACGAUGUUUUUUUUUCCUAAGGCACCUUACGCCUUCACAGUAACAAGGAGUAUGUGCUGAAUGGGUUAAUCAUUUCUCAAGAUUUAGAUUAUAUUCUGUCAGUCUCCGGCUCUGCGUGGCCAUGUCUCUCCCGACCAAAGUGAUGAGAGACGGGCUGCUGGAGAAGCGCAGCAGCGGGCUCCUCCAGCUGUGGAAGAAGAAGCGCUGCGUGCUCACAGAGGAAGGACUGCGUCUGCACAACUGCAAGGGCUCCAGCGGAGGGGCUGAUGUUCCGAGCUCAGCGUGGGGCUCCAAAGCCAAGGAGCUCCGCUUUGAGCGCAUGGCCACGGUCGACUGCGUGGAGUACAAGCGAGGGCUGGUGUACUUCACCGUGGUCAUGGUAACAGGGAAGGAGGUUGACUUUCGGUGCCCGCAAGAAGGGACGGCGUGGAACGCGGAGAUUGCUCUGGCACUGGUGCGCUACAAGAACCUGCAGGCCGUGCAGACAGGGAGAAACAGGCACCUGUACUCAGCACACCUGGGGAGCACUGGGGAGGACGAGGAACUGUGACCUGCUUUCAUUCUUCCUGGAAAUGGACCAAUCGGAGCAGAGAAGAAGGGGAGAGAGAGGACAGCACAUCUAUUUGCAAGGCCUGGUGGGACGACCUCACAGCUAUCACAGAAUAUGGAUUUAUGGAAGGAGAACAUGAGUUAAAGACACGCUCAUCUACUCACAGUGUCAAACAAAGCAUACGGAUGUGAUAAACUGUCAACAUGGAUGGCAUGUUUUUUUCUGAUCUCUGGAGGUCAAUGUUGAGGCUGCCCCAUAAGGAAAAGAUGGCAUCAUUGGGACAGAAACUGUGGACACAUGUUUACCCCUUUGUGCCUUGAUAUUUGGAAAGUCGUUAUUUUGGCCAUUAUUUGUAGACAUUUUCUAGCAGUGGUGAAACUGGAGUCACUUUUGUUUUAUUAGCCUUGCUUUUUAUGACAACACAUCGUGUUAAAAUCGCUUUGAGAACCUUUGUUCUAGACUUAACAGAUCUGCAUGUUUUCCAAAGCUUAACAUGAAGUUUUUUGCUCAUAUCCAUUGCACAUUGUACAAAUAUAUUUGCUGAAACCAUGUACAGUAUUACAACCUUAAAAUAUUAAAUACUUUUUAAGCAGUA
Messenger RNA from Labrus mixtus (cuckoo wrasse), 1299 nucleotides. It is a transcript of the gene phlda3, whose product is annotated as pleckstrin homology-like domain, family A, member 3. Gene Ontology annotation, biological process: positive regulation of apoptotic process. The transcript has 2 exons. The record is from RefSeq and is a predicted model, not a curated record. Lineage: Eukaryota; Metazoa; Chordata; Actinopteri; Labriformes; Labridae. Gene Ontology annotation, molecular function: phosphatidylinositol phosphate binding. The coding region runs from base 276 to 704 and encodes 142 amino acids.